CACAUGGUGAUAGAGAGGGGGCGAGAGAGAGAGAGAGAGAGCGAUAUAGACAGACAGAGAGAGAGAGAGAGGAGGGCAGCAGAGGGAGUAGGUUAAAUGGAUAUGAAAUGCUUUUGACAGUCACUAAAAAGUGACAAGUUGCAGCAGACAGCAGCAAAGAGCCCAAUAAUGGAGCCACAAGAGAUCAGAGAGGGAUAUCUUGUUAAAAAGGGUACAGUGCUGAACUCCUGGAGUGCAGUGUGGGUGGUGUUGUCAGAAGAUGGUUUGGAUUACUAUAAAAAGAAAACAGAUCACUCACCGAAAGGGAUGAUCCCACUGAAAGGAGCAACCCUCAUCAGUCCCUGUCAAGAUUUUAACAAGAGAACGCUGGUCUUCAAGAUCACUACAGAGAGGAAACAAGAUCACUUCUUUCAAGCCUCGCAUGUGGAGGAGAGAGAACUUUGGGUCAAGGACAUUAGGAGAACCUUGUCCUGCUUGAAAGAUGGGAAAAAGUUUGCUAGAAAGUCCACCAGACGCUCUAUUCGCCUGCCAGAAACAGUCAACCUUGCUGAGCUGUAUGCGCUGAUGAAAGACCAGGACGACGGAGUGAAGGAGUUAAAACUUGAGCAAGAUAAUCAAAUUUUCAACCACUGCUUCACUGGUGCGACGGUAGUAGAGUGGCUGAUUUCAAAAGGGAAGGCAAGAAAUAGGCCUGAGGCACUCAUGUUAGCAACGGGGCUUCUGACCGAGGGCUUUCUCCAGCCUGCAGAUGACCUGUCAAAGGAGGGGGUGGAAGGCGGAGAAAAUAUAACCUUCUUAGAUCAAACAACAGCUCUCUACUACUUUACAGACAGUGGGUUCUUCUGUGAAGGCUACUCCAGUGACGAAGAUGUUCUGCUGAAGGACGAAUUCAGGGGAAACAUUAUAAAACAAGGCUGCUUGCUCAAACAGGGACACAGAAGAAAGAACUGGAAGGUACGAAAGUUCAUACUUCGAGAUGACCCCGCUUAUAUGCACUAUUAUGAUCCUUCAAAGGGCGAUGACCCUCUAGGCUCAAUACAUCUCAGAGGAGCCGUGGUUACAGCUGUAGAGUACGUGCCUGACGCCAAGAAGUACGACGUUGAUGGCAACCUCUUUGAGAUUAUCACGUCAGAUGAGACUCACUAUUUCCUGCAAGCUGCAACAUCUGAGGAAAGAAAGGAGUGGAUCAAAGCAAUACAGACGGUGUCAAAAAGUGGAAAGUAAUGAAAGCAGUGAAGCAACAGGGGAAUAUCUGUCAACCACAGCUGCAUCGAAACUGAUGUACUACUUUUACUUUUACUUUUAUGUUCUUGUCUUUCAUUGUGAAGCAAGUAGUGAAUUUUACUUUUAUGCACACAUUAUAUUUAUGUUUCUUUAUGCUAAAUUCAUGACAAUUUAAAUAGGAGAAAAAAAUUCCUGCAGAAGUACUAUCUAUUAAUACCCGAUGAAUAUUUUUGAAAAGCACUGUAUGUGUUUGCAUAACUUAGAACUACAAGUUAAAUGGACACAGGCUUUUGUUUGUGGAGAUGCAUAUCUCUGUCCUUUACACGAAAUAUUUAAAUAAGCUGGUUUGCAGAGCAGUGAAGCAAGUUUUUUUUUUUUUUGUUUGUGUGUUUUUGUUUUUUUUCUAAACCAGUUUCACACCUACAAAAAUAAUUGCCUCAAUUUAAAUUUGCAUGCAAAUACAGUAAAAGGUACUUCUUUGGAACAACAAACUGUUUUAACCUAUUUAGAUGUAUUAUUAACUCAGACUAGUUUUGCUUCCUCUUUGUUCAGUUUCUAAAGUCUGAGAUAGUUGCUGUUAUCAUACAAAUGCUGAGCUUCUGGGUGUGAACAAAGUCUGAGUUGCAUUGUGUCUUCACUGUUGCACAACCACUUUGUAGCAGUGGAUGCUUGCUGCAUUUGUGUGACAGUUUAUCAGCCACAAAAAUGACUAGUUUGAGCUGGGGUGUGACUAGAUGGAAAAAACAAAGCACAGCAGAGAAGACAACUUAUUUCAACUGUAGGUUUAAGGGCAGCUCAAAGUUGUUGUAAUGUAAGUAUAGAAUAUGAAAAAUAAGCAGUGCAUAUCUGUUGCCUGUCCUGUAAGAUUUGAACAUUAUUAGUCACGUGACCUUUCUAAAUUUAUCUAUGAACUCUAAAGCCUAUUUUUUGAACAAUAAUCCCACAUCAAACUAAGUACAUCAGGGGUGUACUGAGUUUAAAAUACAACUGUUUGCCUAUUUGUGCUUUUCUUUUUGAAGCGAGUGACUAAAUGCUUUGAACACACAAUAAAGUAGCAAUAUUUAUUUAAAUUAAAUCCACAUAUAAUUUCUGUUAGAGGUGACUGAUUUCUUUUGCUGGCGUUAGUUUUAACCACAUCUUUUGUGAAGAAUUCAUGGUGGUUCAAGAAGGCAUGUAAAAUGUUUUGAACAACAUUGUCACGUCUAUGCAGUCAGACUCACUGACACCUAACACCCACUGAUUUUCUCAGAUAGUGUUUCAGCUUUGUGUCAAAAUGCUCUUGAUUACAGACUGCUAAAGCACACAGUGCAGGCUGUGUAUCAGACCGCUGACAGUAAGCAAAUAAUACAGAAGUCUGAUAUAUCAUAUAAUUGGAACCCUGGGAUUGAGUGGUUUGCAAAGACUUUUUCAACAUUUGGCUGUACAAAACAAAGCGAAAACAAAAGCAAUGCAUCUCUGUGAACAUCUUGGAGGCUGCAGUGACAAUUACUAACGCUGUUGAUUUUAUUGCUCAUUCAAAUUUAUUGCUUUCUGUAUGAAAAUUACUAAAAUGAAUAAAAAUAAGAAAAACUGUGCACAUCA
This is a messenger RNA of Gambusia affinis (western mosquitofish), 2805 nucleotides long. It is a transcript of the gene plek, whose product is annotated as pleckstrin. Gene Ontology annotation, cellular component: plasma membrane. Gene Ontology annotation, biological process: intracellular signal transduction; actin cytoskeleton organization. The record is from RefSeq and is a predicted model, not a curated record. NCBI's taxonomy places the organism in Eukaryota, Metazoa, Chordata, Actinopteri, Cyprinodontiformes, Poeciliidae. Bases 169 to 1224 code for a protein of 351 amino acids. The transcript is spliced from 9 exons.